AAUUUUACCAAUAUCUAAAAACUGAAUUUUGGGGAGAGAGAGAGAGAGAGAGAGAAUUGUUUGCGUCGAUGAUUUAGAGAGAAUAAAAUUAUUGUUUUGAUGAUUCGGGAAGUGGGGUCAUUUGAAAUUCUUGUUUUGAUGAAAUUGCGAGAGAGAGAGAGAGAGAUUUUUUUUUCUUUAAGAUGACUUGAUGUGCGUGAAUUUGCACUCGUCAAUGGUCUAUGAAUCUUGUUGAUCCAAUUGUAUUGUACACUGUUCGAAUUUAUAAAUUCAAAUCGACAUGGGAGUCGAUUACUACAGCGUCUUGAAGGUGAAGAAGAAUGCAAGCGAUGACGACCUCAAGAAAUCAUAUAGGAAAUUGGCCAUGAAAUGGCAUCCUGAUAAGAACCCCACCAACAAGAAAGAAGCUGAAGCCAAAUUCAAGCAAAUCUCCGAGGCUUACGAAGUGUUGAGCGACCCACAAAAAAAGGCGAUUUAUGAUCAGUAUGGCGAAGAAGGGCUAAAAGACAUGCCACCACCUGGUUCUGGUGGAUUCCCAUUUGGCAAUGGAAGUGGCAGUGCAUCUAGUGGCUUCAAUCCCCGAAAUGCAGAGGACAUUUUUGCAGAAUUUUUUGGAAGUAGUCCUUUUGGAUUUGGGUCAUCAGGAAUUGGCAGGUCCAUGAGGUUCCCAUCAGAUGGUGGGGGAAUGUUUGGGGGAUUCAAUGCAAAUGAAAAUAUUUUUAGAUCUUAUAGUGAUGGCAGUAGUGCAAGUAGCGUGCCAAAAAAACCACCAUCUGUGGAGAGCAAGUUGCCUUGCAGCCUUGAGGAAUUGUAUGCAGGAUCGACUAGGAAAAUGAAAAUUUCUAGAACUGUGGUUGAUGCUAAUGGAAGAUUAGUUCCAGAAACAGAAAUCUUGACCAUUGAUGUGAAGCCUGGGUGGAAAAAGGGAACCAAAAUCACUUUCCCAGAUAAAGGGAAUGAGUCGCUGAACCAGCUUCCAGCGGACCUCGUGUUUGUGAUUGACGAGAAACCCCAUGAUGUUUUCAAGAGAGAUAGCAAUGACCUCAUUGUGAGCCAAAGGGUGUCACUAGCAGAGGCACUUGGGGGAACCACAGUACAGCUUGUGACCCUCGACGGACGUAAUCUGUCAAUCCCAGUGUCCGACAUUGUUAGCCCUGGUUAUGAGCUUGUGGUAGCCCAGGAGGGGAUGCCAAUUGCCAAGGAGCCAGGCAAUAGGGGUGAUCUAAGAAUAAAAUUUGAGGUAAAGUUCCCAACAAGAUUGUCAGCAGAGCAGCGAGCAGGCCUCAAGCGAGCCUUGGGAGGUUGACAGUUGAUGACACUGUUCAAUUGGUCGCUGAUCUGGGCAUCCAUGCUUCCUUGGCUAACAGGGCAACUUAGGCCUCUGGAAAACCAAAGUGGCCUGCUUCCCGUCUGUGGAUAUUAGAUAUUUGAUUGUGUUGAUGACCAAAAACAUAUGGUAAUCAAUCAAUCCACUAUUUUUCAUUUUUCAUCUUUUUAAAGAUCAAUAGAUGUUACUUAUCAAUUAUUGGUUGCUUGUUGUAUUAUAUUCUAUUUAUUUUUUGGGGGAUGUAAUAUUGCGUGUAUUUUUGUUGUAUGCCUUCGUAUUUUUCUAAUAAUUAAUGAAUCCAUAAUAUUUAAUAUUA
Messenger RNA from Malania oleifera, 1643 nucleotides. RefSeq lists its product as uncharacterized. Gene Ontology annotation, molecular function: protein-folding chaperone binding. The record is from RefSeq and is a predicted model, not a curated record. Bases 281 to 1306 code for a protein of 341 amino acids. Gene Ontology annotation, cellular component: cytosol. The transcript has 3 exons. Lineage: Eukaryota; Viridiplantae; Streptophyta; Magnoliopsida; Santalales; Ximeniaceae.